AUGCAGUGUGUCCUAAUGCUGUUAGGAGCUGAAGGAGAAAGGGAAGGUACUCAUUGCUUGGCGAUGUGAUGGAGUGGAGGGGAGGAGGUUGGUUUGCACGUCAAAAUCACCCAGGUCCUGCCCAGUGACGUCAUUUGGGGACUACACCUGCGCGCGCACUCGUGCAAAGCGCUUUCUUAUUGCUCGCGAUCACUCCGAGCGCGGAAACGCAGAGACGACUCACAACCAAUAUUCUCCGUGGAGAGCUUUCUUUUUUCUUCUUUUGAACAAGUUUGCAUUAUAGGAAAGCGAUGAGAUUUGUGCAUACACUCGCGUGACGCAGACGCGAGGAGUUUUAAAAACUUUUGUUCAGCGCCGGAGAUCAGGAGCGCCGUUGCUUGAUCUUAUAGACUCUUCGAGAUUAGAUCAUCGAGACGAUGUGGCGUGCUUUUAUCCCCGAGCUGGUGUGUGUGGUGGCCGUGGUGGCGUGCCUGGUGCUGGUGUGGUGUCCGAGUGCAGCGGCUCUGGCCGGCUCGUGCGAGAUGGUGCGCAUCCCGCUGUGCCACCCCAUGCCGUGGAACAUGACCAAGAUGCCCAACCACCUGCACCACAGCACGCAGGCCAACGCGGUGCUCGCCAUCGAGCAGUACGAGGCGCUGCUGGAUACCGGCUGCAGCCCUGACCUGCUCUUCUUUCUCUGCGCCAUGUAUGCGCCCAUCUGCACCAUCAGCUUUCAGCGCGACCCCAUCAAGCCGUGCAAGUCCGUAUGCGAGCGCGCCAAGUCGGGCUGCGAGCCCGUCCUCAAGAAGUACAACCACACGUGGCCUGAGAGCUUGGCGUGCGACGAGCUGCCGGUGUACGACCGCGCGGUGUGCAUCUCACCUGAAGCCAUCGUCAAAGUAGAUCCAUCAGAUAAUUCAUUCUUUCAAGACCCAUCAAAAUGCAGCCCUGAAAUGAACCCUGACUUCGAGACAGAAGUGAACAAUGGCAACUGUAAAGGAGUCAGUGAUCGGUGCAAGUGCAAGUCUGUGAAACUCGGCCAAAAAACCUACACUAAGAACAAUUACAAUUAUGUAAUACGUGCACGGGUGAAAGAGAUAAAAACCCGCAGUCACGACCUCAGCGCUGUUGUGGAAGUGAAGGAUGUACUGAAGUCUUCUCUGGUUCACAUUCCUCGUGAUACUGUGACACUGCACUACAGUUCGGGGUGUCUGUGUCCCCCACUUACUCCCAAUGAAGAAUACAUCAUCAUGGGCUACGAGAACGAGGAACGAUCACGGUUGCUUCUUAUUGAAGGGUCCAUCGCACAGAAAUGGAAAGACCGGGUGGGACGCAAAGUGAAGCGCUGGGAUCAGGCUCUCAGCAAAGGAAGGAAACGGGAAAAUGACAGACUCGUUCGUCCCUGACCUCACUCUGACACGGACCAAACCCGACCACACAAGUAUCUGAGAAAACUGAAAAAAUUGCACUAAUGUACGUACUUCUUGAUGUGUAAUGAGUUGUAGCAGAGAUGUUUUUAGUUGUUGCUUUGUAAGAUAAUUUUUAACUAUCUUUUUAAAAAAAAAAUUAUUUGCCUUUGCACGAACAAAAUGUUCAUUUCAACAUUGCUGCACAUGUGUGUGCGUGUGUAUGUGUGGACUUUUUUGUGGGGGUGGGCUGGGGGACUUGAUUCAUGUUUGUGUUAGAAGUGAAGAUGAUGGGGAUUCAAUGGGGCAUGAGGGAGCUUAUACAAGAGCAGAUGACUGUGUUUUCUAGCAGCAGGAAAAUGAGAAACAGUGUUUGGACACAACACAGUGCACCAUCAAGCCUUCAUGUUCAUGCAGCCGUGCUGACGUCUCCCCGUCGCUGGAUUAAAACAAAAUGGAGGGAGGAGGCGUUGUUUGGCACGAGACACAAACACAAGGACAAAUCUGAAAUCCUGAAAAUAAUUGUAUCAGAAACAGAGACAAAAUGUUUGUUAAGCAUUAAUGAAUUACAUUCAUUUAAAAGGAAUAUUUUUGCAUAAUAUCCCAGUAGUUCUGGUUUUGUAACUCUUAGGCACACAUUUGAUAUUCUUGAUCAUGAGGACACCGUUAACGAAUGAAUGCAUAAUACAUAGGAUGAAUGCCGUGGUUCAUUAAAGACAGCUGUUUUUAUAUUGGACUGAUUGAUACAAGAUGAUUCAGCCUUGCUCAAACCGUUAUUCGUCCUGCCUGUUAUCACUUUUACUUCCACUAUUAAACAUAUCUGACUGGUGAACUGAGUUACAUGUUAAAUGUUUAUUAGAUUAAGUUAAACAAAAGUCAAAUUUACUAAAUUUUACACAUUUUCCAGACAUGCCUGGUGUGUGAAGUUUUAUAAUUAAAUUUUACACUGAAGCUAUAUUAUAUUGCUAAAAGUAUGUGGACACCUGACCAUCACACCCAUAUAUCAGGAGCUGGACAUCUUAUUCCAGAUUUAUUCCCCCUUUGCUGUUAUAAUAACCUCCACACGUCUGGGAAGGCUUUCCACUAGAUUUUGUGGCGUGGCUGUGGGGAUUUGUGUUCAUUCACUGACAAGAACAUUAGUGAUGUCAGACACUGAUGUUGAGGAGUGAGGGGGUCUGGGGUGCAGUCGGAGUUUCAGUUCAUCCCAAAGAUGUUCAGUGGGGUUGAGGUCAGGUCUCUGUACAGGACACUCGAUUUCUUCCAUUCCAACCUUGGAAAACCAUGUCUUCAUGGAGCUCGCUUUGUGCACAGGGGUGUCAUCGUGCUAGAACAGGUUUGGGCCUCUUAGUUCCAGUGUAGGGAAAUUGUAAAGCUACACCAUACAAAGACCUUCCAACUUUGUAGCAACAGUUUGGAGAAGACUUACAUAUGGGUGUGAUGGUCAGGUGUCCAUAAACCCUUUGACCAUGUAGUGUGUAUUAUGAUCUAAACAAUUUCCAGCUUUUCUGUACGAUUUUGGAGAUUACAAUGUGAUGUACAGCAUGAUUACUAAAUCCACCUUGUUAGCUACACAAGCCUCAGAGCUCCAGUGCUAAACUAAAGAAGAAAAUGCCACACAUGUCUCUGGUUAAUCUACUAUGUUUGCAGUAAGCGGUACAUUUUAUUUUUAACAAUUUUUUUCUUUUUAAAAUAACCUGAUGAUCAGAAACCUGUAUUGGAGUCAGUAGAACAGUUUCUACCUAAGAAGAGAAGAGUGUGUGUAUGUACCUUGUACGUUAUAGGGAUGGGGUUGUUUAAUAUCCAAUUUGAACAUGACCUUUUUGCUAAACCCCUAGUUUAAUUUAGAAAUGAACAAAUAGCUCUUUUUCUCCCUGCAGUCAGUGCUGAAUGCUCAUUGUGUGUGGAAUAUUUCUGUGUGUGUGUGCCCAGCACAGUAAUUCUUGUUCAAAUUCUCUCAUGGGGGUUUUACAUAAACACAUCCUGAGUGCCUCCUCCUGCUCCCUUCACAUGAAAAAGAAGGCCAUUUAUGGUUGCAUCAGUUAGUUUCAUAUUAACCUAGAUCAAGAACCUUAUGUACAUGCUCUCUCUCUAAAAAGCAUCAUAAAACAGCGAUAAAACAUCAUAAACCAAAAAAUCUGGACAUGAAUCAAUGUCCACGAUCUCAAUUAUUUUUUCCCUGCUUUCAUUUGUUUCCCUAAGACAUGCAUUUCCCACGGCCUGUGUUGACCGUGGAAAUGGAGCUGCGGUUUAUGCUCUGUAUUUAUCUGUCCGGAGAGAUGGCUCAGAAAUUACACCCCACCUGAUUUAUGUGACGAGGGAGUCGGCCAGUGCAAUCAUUUACUGCAGAGUUUAUGGGAGAAUUAACACGAAACGGAGGAUUUACGGUGUUUAACUGGCCGUCCUGCCUCGCUUUAUGGUUCCCCUGGUAAGUGAUCACCUCAAUCAGACCGUUUUUCUCCACCGUGCCUUACUGGCGAAGAGCCUCCACCAUCAAUCCGUUUAACACACUGAAAUUACGCAGCAUGUGGGAAGUGAGCAAAAGGCCGCAGUGGAAGUGAGCACCUCCUGUUUUCAUUCCUUUCAUCAGAGGGAGAAGGAAUGAGGAGGAUUCAUCUCUGUCUUCUACCGCAUCAGCAUCCUGACACGUAUUAUGACUUCUUAAACUCUUAUACCAAGUUUGUGUCAAAAUAAGCCAUUUAGA
Ictalurus furcatus (blue catfish) is the source of this 4086-nucleotide messenger RNA. RefSeq names its product frizzled related protein (gene frzb). Gene Ontology annotation, biological process: non-canonical Wnt signaling pathway; canonical Wnt signaling pathway. Lineage: Eukaryota; Metazoa; Chordata; Actinopteri; Siluriformes; Ictaluridae. The coding region runs from base 417 to 1385 and encodes 322 amino acids. Gene Ontology annotation, cellular component: cytoplasm. The transcript has 7 exons. Gene Ontology annotation, molecular function: Wnt-protein binding. The record is from RefSeq and is a predicted model, not a curated record.